This is a messenger RNA of Sorghum bicolor (sorghum), 764 nucleotides long. RefSeq lists its product as uncharacterized. The transcript has 3 exons. The coding region runs from base 107 to 454 and encodes 115 amino acids. NCBI's taxonomy places the organism in Eukaryota, Viridiplantae, Streptophyta, Magnoliopsida, Poales, Poaceae. The record is from RefSeq and is a predicted model, not a curated record.
UGGAGCGAGCCAUCGUCGCCCCAAAUCUCGCCCGGUUCACAUUGACCAUUUGGAAAGUUCCAAAUUCCCGUCGCCUGCUUGAUUCAUUCCCAGUCCAGAGUCGCCGAUGGAGAUCCCCUUUCGCAUCUCGGCUCCAAACUCUUUGGCGGAUCCACCACCAAUUUUUGGCCUGUUCCUAUGUCUGAUCGAUGGCCAGCUCGUUUUGCUCCGUCCUGACUCAUCGCUGUGGACGGUAGACUACAGCGGAAGUGCCUCGCUUGUCGCAACGACGUGCAUGCAUAUCUUGAUUACCCCCUUCAACAACAAACUAUCCUCCGUCGGUGACCAUGAUCCGCGUACGACGAGCACCUUCAGGGAGGCUGGUGCUCCUGUAAAGAGUGCAUCAUAUCCCCAGCUAGCAGAAGUUCAACGUACAAUUUAUCUGAGUGGAGUGGACAAGCAAACAGAUAUGUAAGCAGUUGAUGGUCACAUAUAAAGGUUGAUGUCAGAAACGGUACGGUUGUGCCUCAAUCCGUUAGAAAACCAUUGCAACUACCUUCUCUGUUGUCUAUGUGGACAAUUCUUAGCAGGCCAAGUUCGCACCAAGCAUCCCGUACUGAUCAAAUUAUAAAUUUAGAUUGAUUUUUUUUGGCAAGAUCAGGUGUGAAUAUGUGUGUGGGUAAAUGCAUAUGAAUGGCUGGUUGAUGUGAAGAAGGAAAAUUCUGAAAUUCUUUGUUUCAUUGAAGGUCAUACUAACUCAUUGCAAGCAAACUUGGUUGCAUAAA